Messenger RNA from Dentiscutata erythropus, 340 nucleotides. The record is from the annotation of a GenBank genome assembly. Lineage: Eukaryota; Fungi; Glomeromycota; Glomeromycetes; Diversisporales; Gigasporaceae.
UAAAGAAAAUAAGUAUAUUAUGAGAACUGAUAAUACACAAUAUCCACAAAAAAUUAAUGUUUGGGCAGGAAUAAUAAAUAACUUUAUUAUCAGUUUAUUUUUUAUUGAAAGAAAUUUAAAUGGACCUAAGUAUUUGGAAAUAUUGCAGAAUCUUAUUAUUCCAGAGUUGAAUAAUUUGUUUUCUAGAACCGAAAUUAUUUUCCAACAAGAUGGAGCACCUGCUUAUUUUAGCAAAGAUGGAUACCUUAAAACUGAAGUUUUCAAAACACCUUCUAAUAAUAUUGAAGAAUUGAAGCAACGAAUUAUUAAUGAAUACCUCAGAACAAUUAGCAAAUAUUAG